Messenger RNA from Symbiodinium sp. CCMP2592, 2592 nucleotides. The record is from the annotation of a GenBank genome assembly. NCBI's taxonomy places the organism in Eukaryota, Dinophyceae, Suessiales, Symbiodiniaceae.
AUGGCCCGAGAGUUGCAGGCCGAGUUAAGCCCUAUGGCCGAGUGGGCACAAAGUGGGAGCAAGGCUUCGGUCGAUGCUUUGAUGAACAGCUGGUGCACCCGGCUGGAGAGCCUUGGCUCUCUGUCGUUAGGGCAAGCCAUGCAGAUGAAGCAGACGAUCCAGGAUCUGAGCUUCGAGAGCACCCUGUCAGAACGGUUGCUUGAAAAAGUUGAAGCCAAAGUUCUGGCAACGGCCACGGCUGCAACACCGCCGCCAGAUACUACAUAUACGCCUCACAAGCGAAAGGAGGAAAGCAAGCCGCAGACCUUGCUGAAGCCGGAAAACUUCAUCACGGUCACUGAGUGGUCUAUGCUGGAAAAGUCGCCAGCACCGGCAAGGCUGGAAAUCCUUCUGAAAAGGUAUCUGCAGCUGGGCCUGAGGAACCUCACAGAACAGACGGUCAAGAAAGGCCUGGCCUUCCUCUUGGCACUGGCAGCCGGCGAGCUCAGUCAGAUGCCGACAUAUGAAGAGAUCUACGAAGAGGUCCAGGUCUUCAAGAGAUCUUGGGAAUCCGUGAAAACGGAUGCAGAGCCGACUGAGGUCGGCCUGCUCACGUAUCCCGAUGACCCCAGCAGCUUGCCGAAGGCUCUGUUCGACCGAGCCUACAAGGCUGAGGACCCGCCCAUGGGCAAAGACGUGAGGGCUGGGAUCUGGCUAGCUCACAUUCCGAUGCGAUCUACUUCCAAGCUCUUGCAGAAGAACAAGAAGCAGAGGCUGCCGAGGCCAGAUGGCCAGGCCGCCGUGUCUGAGCAGCAUGCGAACGAGUUCCAGAGCCGCAUGGAGCAGUGCUUCGGGCGACUGGAAAGAAUGCUGGACCAGGGCUGCGGUCAGAAUGCCAUCCAGGAUGGUGGGCGAAGGGAGCUGCAGCUUGCUGCAGGCGCAAGAGGCGAGCUGAGCAGCAGCAGUGCGGGGGUCGGCUUUGCUCUGGGCAACCCAGCCCAGCCGGUUUCGGCUGCGACACAGCAGACCUCGCCAGGGCGACAGUCGGCCUUGCAGCUAGCCCUGCCUCCAGCCGAAGAACCCGAAGCAACGGAGUCGCUCCCUGCCGAGAACGAUCUCGAGGACGAAGCUUUGUUCAAGAAGCUCAAAGAUCGCAAAGCUGGGAUUCUGAAGAAGCCGGCCGCUGCAGCUGCAGCGAGCUCGCAUGGAAAGCGGAAGUUCCAAAUUGUCUGGGAGGACGGCUGCAUCCAGAAGAACUAUGCUUCUCGCAUGUACAAGCGAGCCGGAACGUGGGCAAAGCACCAAGGCUUCUCGGAGCAGCAAGUGGUAGAGUGCCAGCGAGAGGCCCACAGAGAGGCCAUUCUGCUGUGGAAGAAGAAGAACGGACCAUGCACGGAAUGCGGUGCCCCCAGCUGCUGCAGAGUGAAAAAUGCACACCAGAACCACUGGUGUGCAAAAUGCACAAUCAAGUGGUACAACGAGAGGGAUGUCCGUCGCAGCAACUACAGAAGGGCAUGGAGGGAGUACGAAUAUAUGAAUAUCGUGGAGUCCGGGGACGAGCAUGCUCUCCCUACCGUGCCCGAGCAGUCCUCUCCAGAGUAUGAAGGAGACCACCAUGGUGAAGAAGAGGAGCAUGCAGAGGAGGAGCAUGCAGAGGAAGAUGAGUGCUUGGUCUCAUUGCCGAUAGCACUUUCUUGUGUUGUCGUGCUUCUGCCUGUCAUCCCAUGGGCUUUCAUGGAGCAGUCUGGCAUUGCUCCGGCGUCCGUCUUGUGGCCGACGUUCGGAGCAUUUGCCUUCGUUUUCUUUUACUUCAGCAUCGUGACGUUUCGUGCUUACUUCCGGUCCCUGCGCGAGCUCGAGACAAUGCGGCACCAGUUCACCGUCAAGGACACCUUAUGCUGGUGCUGCAGCAUUGACCACAAAGCGCCUAACGGUUCGGAGAUGGCCUGCGAUCGGCAGAUCGUUUUUCAGUGCAUCACAACGUGGUUUGGCAGUCUCAGCAACUUCGACACCCAAGUCAGGGAGCAGGUUGCGAGAUGUUUGGAUGAACAGUUGACGAGAGAGGUCUUUACCUAUCGGCAAUGUGCGGCAUCCGCGAUGCCUGUGCUUUGGCACUUUCUGGACCAAGCGGCGACUGUUGCCUACUACCACCCAGACCUUGCGGAAAGAAGCAGGAGUUUCUACGCAGUUCUCAGAGAAUUAGUUCGCGGCCUUGGCUGGUCCUGCGGCGUGUUCCCCACGCUCUUCUUCGUGGCUGUCAGGCUUGCAGAGAUUGUGCCGAGCCGAUGUGGCAGCAGGCUGGCUGAGAUCUUCAUCAACUGUGCGAUUAUCGGAGCUGUAUUCCUGCUUAUGGUCGGGGCUCUGAACUUUGAGCGCUAUUGCUGGGACCUACCUAUUUAUGAGAUGGACAACUACGGGCCCUACGAGCUGUUUCCUGGGUCUGCCGUAUUUUCACUGUCCACGGUGUCGCUGGCCGUGCUUCUCUUCUCCUGCAGGCGAUUUGUCGUCUUUCUGCAUCAGUUGCAGAAGCCAUCCAAUGCUGACGUUAAGGAGAAUGGUCACGAGCUGAAUGGUCACGAGCUUGGUGCCCAUGGAACAAUAAUUGAGCUUUGA